GGUAGGAUUUUGAUUAUGAUUACCCAACAAUCCCAUUACUGGGUAUAUACCAGAGUGUCUGAGUUUAUUCAGCCGUAUUUGAACAGCCAUUAUAAAGAAACCACGGUUCCCCAGAAAGUGCUUUUCUACCUGAGAGGCCACAGGGGCCCUGUCAACAGUGUUCAGUGGUGUCCAGUGCUUUCUCAGAGCCACAUGCUUCUCUCCACUUCUAUGGAUAAAACUUUCAAGGUAUGGAACGCUGUGGACUCUGGGUACUGCCUGCAGACCUACUCCCUGCACACAGAGGCAGUGCGGGCCGCCCGCUGGUCUCCCUGUGGCCGGCGCAUCCUCAGUGGUGGCUUUGACUUCGCCCUGCAUCUAACAGACCUUGAAACAGGAACCCAGCUAUUUAGUGGUCGAAGUGACUUUAGAAUCACUACCUUGAAAUUCCAUCCAAAAGACCACAACAUUUUUUUAUGUGGAGGCUUCAGCUCUGAAAUGAAAGCUUGGGAUAUAAGGACCAGCAAGGUGAUGAGAAGCUACAAGGCCACCAUUCAGCAGACCUUGGACAUCCUGUUCCUCCCGGAAGGCUCUGAGUUCCUGAGCAGCACGGAUGCUUCCACCCGGGACUCGGCUGACCGCACCAUUAUUGCCUGGGAUUUCCGGACCUCUGCCAAAAUCUCUAAUCAGAUUUUCCUCGAGAGAUUCACCUGCCCCAGCCUCGCCUUGCACCCCAGGGAACCCGUGUUCCUGGCACAGACCAAUGGCAACUACCUGGCCCUUUUCUCCACUGUGUGGCCCUACCGGAUGAGCAGACGGCGGCGCUAUGAAGGGCACAAGGUGGAGGGCUACUCAGUGGGCUGCGAGUGUUCCCCAGGCGGUGACCUGCUGGUGACGGGCAGCGCUGAUGGCCGGGUCCUGAUGUACAGCUUCCGCACAGCCAGCCGGAAUGAUUAUCAAUCAUUCUUCUAUGACAACACAAGCACACGUAUGUUUACUGCAGCACUAUUCACAAUAGCAAAGACUUGGAACCAACCCAAAUGCAUAUCAGUGGUAGCCUGGGUAAAGAAAAUGUAGCACAUAUAUACCAUGGAAUACUACGCAGCCAUAAAAAGGAUGAGUUCAUGUCCUUUGCAGGGACAUGGAUGAAGCUGGAAACCAUCAUUCUCAGCAAACUAACACAGGAACAGAAAACCAAACACUCACAAGCCCACCAUACUGUUGUGUGGAUCUGUAUUCACUUCGUACUGGGGAGAUGGUCAAGUCCAUUCAGUUUAAGACACCUAUUUAUGAUCUUCAUUGCAAUAAAC
Messenger RNA from Callithrix jacchus (white-tufted-ear marmoset), 1289 nucleotides. Lineage: Eukaryota; Metazoa; Chordata; Mammalia; Primates; Cebidae. The record is from RefSeq and is a predicted model, not a curated record.